UUANNGCAAGGCAAUGUCAGUUGCAUCACUGCCAGCCCCGACCAUGUCUAUCUCGGCUCUCCGGACGGUACUCUACGCAUCCUGAACCAAGCAUUCAAGACAACCCAAUCAUGGAAAGCUCAUGAAGCUGGCGCAUUAACCAACAUCCGCCAAAUCCCUCACUCGUCGCUACUCGUCACCCUCGCCGAAGAUCUACCCCAUGAACCUGUCCUGAAAGUCUGGGCAUUGGACCGCCCCGAUAAGAAGACUGGCAUUCCACGCUGCCUCACCACCGUCUCGGUCACAAAUGGCAGGAAGCCUUUCCCAGUGUCUGCCUUUGCUGUCCUGCGCGAUCUGUCCCAAAUCGCCGUCGGCUUUGCAAAUGGUGCUGUGACGGUCAUAAGAGGCGACUUUAUUCAUGACAGGGGAACAAAACAACGUACCGUGCUCGAGACAGACGAGCCCAUCACUGGUCUGGAGUUCAGGGAAGCCAACGUCACUACUCUAUUCAUCUCCACCACAAGCAGGAUAUCAACCCUUAUCAUUUCUGGCAAAGGUCAGGGUCAGCCCGCUCGUACUCUGGAUGAACACGGUUGCGCUGUUGGCUGCCUGACGAAAGACUUGCAUUCGAACGACAUAAUUGUUGCUCGCGACGACGCUGUCUACGCUUACAAUCCUCGUGGCAGGGUAGCCUCGUAUGCCUAUGAAGGUCCAAAGAAGCUCACGGCCAUGUACAAGGACUACGUGUUGCUGGUCUCGCCGCCAAAGUCUAUGAACAACGCUCCCACCAGAUCCUUUGGCGGUGGCCAGGCAGACGAUCUCUUCAGUACCUCCAACUUCACCAUCCUAAAUCCCGACCUCAAACUCAUCGCGCACACCGAGGCUUUGCCUAGUCAGGUCAAUGCCCUAUUCUCUGCUUGGGGCCAGGUUUAUGUGAUUACACUUGAUGGCAAAGUACUACGAUACACAGAAAAGACCUUCCAACAAAAGCUUGAAAUUCUGUAUCAGCGUGAGUUCUUCGUGCUAGCCAUCAAUCUGGCACAGAAGGAAAAAGUAGACGCCGUCCAGCAGAAUCUGAUCUUCCGCAAAUAUGGCGACUACCUCUACCGCAAAGGCGACUUCGACACCGCCAUGCAGCAAUACCUUCGCGCUAUUGACAACACCGAACCAUCACAAAUCAUUCGUAAGUUCCUCGACAACCAAAGGAUACGCAAUCUCAUCGAGUAUUUGGAGGAAUUGCACGAACACCACAAGGCUUCUUCCGACCAUACUACACUGCUACUGAACUGCUAUGCGAAAUUAAAAGAUGUCGAAAAGCUCGAAGAUUUCAUCAAGUCACCUGGAGAUCUGAAGUUCGACCUCGACACUGCCAUUACAAUGUGUCGUCAAGGCGGCUAUUCAGACCAGGCAGCGUUCCUGGCGAGAAAACAUGACGAGCAUGGCUUGGUUGUUGAUAUCCUGAUCGAGGAUCUGAAGAGAUAUGCCGAAGCUUUGGCUUAUAUCUGGCGUCUGGAACCCGAGCAGGCCUACGACAGUCUUACCAAGUAUGGCACUGUACUUCUUGAGCACUCUCCAGAGGACACGAAACAACUCUUCAUCGACUACUUUACAGGAAACUUCCGUCCCAAAAAGGAUGCUGUGGUGGAACAGGAGAUCACUCCGGAACAACAACAAUCUGGAGGCAUUGGCAAAAUGGCAACCUCCGCUGUGCAAAACCUGGCUGCUCUGAUACCGUUGCCCUACAUGAGCGCAGACGUACCACGAACGCCUGGAGGUACUAAGACCACACAGCAAGUCAUCGAGACUACUGUUGAGGAUGAGUAUGUCGAGUACAAGGUACCCAAGCCACGGGCAGCAUUCUCUUCCUUCGUCGACCAUCCUGAUGAGUUUAUCUCGUUCCUCGAGGCCUGCAUUGCCAGCUCUGGAUUGAAGGAUGAAGACAAGACAGAUCUCUACACAACACUGUUCGAGAUGUAUCUACAGAUCGCCAGCAAAAAGACUGGCGACGACAAGACAGAGUGGGAGGGUAAAGCCAGGCAGUUGGUUGAAGAACAGAAUAAUACUAACUCUGUUCACAGNACACGAAUGGGCACAUCCAACAUCCUCUUGCUCUCACAUCUGUCAAACUUCCGAGAUGGCACCACUCUAGUCAGAGAACAGCGCGGCCUCUACUUUGACAUCUUCCGCUCCUACACAGCCGCAAACGACACCGCCGGCGCCAUAAAAGCCCUCCGUAAAUACGGACCCGAAGAACCACAACUCUAUCCGGCCGCCCUAGCCUACUUCACCUCGACCUCCUCCAUCCUCGCCGAAGCAUAUUCAGAGCUCGACGCCGUGCUCAAAAAGAUCGACGACGACGGUCUCAUGGCACCCCUCCAAGUCAUCCAAACCCUCUCCCAAAGCAAAGUCGCCACCAUGGGUCUGGUAAAAACCUACCUCUCCCGCACCAUCGAGCGCGAACGCGCGGAAAUCGCCAGUAACCGCAAACUCAUUUCUUCCUAUCGCACCGACACGGCAGCCAAAGCGAAUGAGUUGGAGACUUUGGCGACGAAGCCUGUUUCCUUUGCUGCUACACGAUGUGCGGCUUGUGGCGCGCCGUUGGACUUGCCCACUGUGCAUUUCCUCUGCAAACACAGUUUCCAUGAGAGGUGUUUGUAUGUGGGUGCUGGGGACGAAGAGUCGGAUGUCGAGUGUCCGAAGUGUGCGGGCGACAAUGCGACGGUCAAAGCUAUCAAGCGGGCGCAGGAUGAGAGUGCUGAUAGGCACGAAUUGUUCAUGGAUGCGUUGGGCAGGAGCAGGGAUAAGUUUGCUACUGUUAGUGAGUGGUUUGGUAGAGGUGUUAUGGGCAGAGGGGCUGCUGGUGUCGAGUAA
This is a messenger RNA of Aureobasidium uvarum, 2850 nucleotides long. The record is from the annotation of a GenBank genome assembly. Lineage: Eukaryota; Fungi; Ascomycota; Dothideomycetes; Dothideales; Saccotheciaceae.